Messenger RNA from Porites evermanni, 958 nucleotides. The record is from the annotation of a GenBank genome assembly. NCBI's taxonomy places the organism in Eukaryota, Metazoa, Cnidaria, Anthozoa, Scleractinia, Poritidae.
AUGGAUAACCAGGCACAGAUCACUGAAACAAUUAGUCGAUUAGAUUCAGAAAAGGUAAGUUGAUAAUAACUCAGUGUGUAAUUUUGGCUAGAGCGUCAGGUAAACUGAUUUUCAUUCACGAAAACAAAGUUUUUGACUGUUAUUUUUCACUUAACCUGGCUAAAACUAAGACAUAAAAAGUUAUCGUUGCAAGCUUGUGUAUUGUAGUUCUAAUUUUCAGUUCUUCAGUAUCUCAGUCUUCAUGCCUUAAAGCAGAUUCGAGCUUUAUUUAUUUAUUUUUUAUUUUCGUGUUUUGAAACGAAACUCUUCUGAGUUGAUUGCCAUGAAACAUAAGCUUAAUUAUACUGCUGAAGUUGGCUGCAAGUUGACAACUCUAUUUAUUUUUUUCAUUCUCAGAAUCAGAGAGCGAAAGCUGGUUCGAUGGCUUUUAGAAGUCGAAAUUUCAUGCCAUGUAUUUAGUAGCUGAAAGUUUGGUGUUUGCGUGAGAUGCAGCCGAGCCGCACAGUCUGAAAUUAUUGAAGUCUUCACCGACCAAAGAACAACCAAAGAACAACCAUGUAAAAGAAUUAAAUAGGCAUUUUCUUGAAUGAAAGUCUUUAUAGGCACAGUCCCGGCACUGAAAGCUCCGGGUGUUCGUGACUGCAGUCAUCAAAGUCGUGGUUGUUAUUAAAUCCCGCACAUCUUUUGUUUUGAGUUCUUGUUUUCUCUAAUAAUAAAAAAGUUGUUGAACAGACUAAAAUGUUAUUUCCUGAUUCUAGUGUUAAUGAUAAUGAUGACGUCUUUAUUUUGGUUUCUUUCAUAAGUAUUGCCAUUCUUUUCUUAGUUAUCGCCUUCUCCCAAAUUAACUUAUGCCAAACCAGUAGCAUGCAAGAAAGCCAGUGAAAACAAAUUCGUCUUGUCGAGCGCUCGCGACCUGCAAACUUCAAACAUCAUUUUCACCGUUGGUGCAAACAGAUAA